AUACUUAUAUCUUAUCAAUGAUGUCAAUAUGUUGCGUAGUUCCUGGUUAAUGUGGUCCCCUAAGUUAAUAUUGAUCCGUCUUCAUUUACCUUUUGAGUUGAGUAAGGUGUGGACUGUAUUUCCUAGUUUACGUGCUAUUCGUUACUUCUGUCGUUUACUUACCCAUGAGUUCUUAAUAGCUACUUUAGGUGCUAUUAUUUUAUGGGUAUUGCUUUACUAUGAGCUAUUUUACGUGGCAUUAGUCUGUCCUUACUACACUGGUGAUGAACUAUCACCUUAUUUGAAUCAAUUUCACACUGUUGGCAGGACUUACCGGCCUACUAUAUAUCUAUUUCCUGCAAAAUUGCAAUGGUUGUAUUUGAACACAUUUUGUAAACUGUUACGCUGUUACAACUACGUAUUAAUAUCGGCAUCGACUGCCGGUACUGACAUAUGUUCUAGGUUAAAGAAUAUCUACGGAAAAUCUGUUUUAUGGAUAUUGAAUUCAUUUUUAUAUCGACAUUUAUUUCGCGGUCAGGCUAGGGUAACAAUCCGUGAAUUCGUUGAAGGUAAUAACGGCUCACUUGUUGUUUUGGAUUAUUACCUUCCCAAAUGGUUGGGUUCAUAUUGUCCCAAAUGUGGCAAGUACCGUGAUGAAAACGUUAAUCCACCUAAGGAGCGGUUUGGUCUUACUAAAUCGCAACUCCCUGAGGACUCCCAGCCAUCUAAAUCACGUGUUCCGGCUACCAACGGCGACAAGCCACCUGCAAACCGCAUAAGUGACAUUUGCAAUCUCGUGAGUCGCAAGUUUGUGGAUAUUGACAGCGACAUCCGAGUGGUUAAAUCGGCUCUAGACAAGGAAGUAACCGACGAACCAAGUCCGAGGCCAAAUCCCACUACGGAGCCGAAGUUCAUUAACACUGACCCUCUACCUCGUAAGAUCCUACGUGGUGUAAUUGCUAUAGUUGGCGACCUCAAUGUAGCAUACAGUAUAUGCAAUCAGGACUUUAACUGCCGGUGUGGAGUAAUCACAGUGGAUAUUGACGAUCAUCGUUGCGGUGGUUGCGAAUCAACGUUUCUGGAUAACUCUUUAGGUCUCAAUUCAGUUCCCGCUAGCAUACCUACAGUUCGGUACUUUAUUAACGAUGCCUUGGAACAGGGUUUCGCAUGUGUCCAAGUUCAUUUGAAUGUUAAUUUGGGUAUGGCUGGUGAAGCAUUUCCUUCAUGGCCUGGAUUACGCAGUUUCCCUAUAACUCUAUAUAGUGACGUCCGCUUGGACCUUGACCACGCAUUGAAACACAUUGGGGUCCGUUAUCCUAACUUACCCUUAAGUUGCGUUGGUGUGGGAUACGGCGGCAACGUAUUGAUGGAGUACCUGGCACUAGGUUGUGCCAACAAGUCGUUGCUCACUUCUCUGGACAGCUCAACUAGCAGUUUGAAUGAUAUACAGCGCAAUGCAAUAUUUCCGGGUCGUCGUGUAUCGUCACGUACUGAUGAUAAGAACGAAUCCACAGAUACUGACGACAACUCCAGUCGUAGCGAUUCCAUGUUAAGGUCCCGUGCUGUGAAAGUUUUAAACGAGAAGAAGCCGUUACAGCAGCAUGGAAAUAAGGCAGAACGUACCACAACUAAGGUUACUAAAGUUAUCCCGCCAGUUCCUAGUAUGAACGAUGCUAAUUACGAGCCGUUUAUGUACCUUAACAAGGUUAUGCGUGAGAUUAACAUGACGCCUGGUCAUAAGAUUGCUCCACGUUCAUCUGGUGGUAACAUCAUAGUUCAGCCUAAGGACGACCACUUUCACGUUCCCGAGGAAUCUGAGGAAUGCACUUACGAGACUACUAUGGUAUAUCCUCCUCCAACUCCCGUAGAGACUGUCUUCGACACGAAGCGAAUCUCUUCAGUGGUAUGUAUCAAUUUAAAUUUAUGCACCCGUGGCAAUGUAUAUUACAAAAACGGCCCUACACGCGAUGUUCCUAAUUCCAGCUGCUACGUUCGUUAUUGUCAUGACACUUUGCGGGACCACUUGAUUGCCAUGAUCCGUGAGGUCCACUGUACAAAGCGUCGGGACAAGCGUAGUAAGAUAUGUCAACGUUACAAGUGCUGCCACUACACUAGGAGAUUGUAUAGUCGUUCCAUAUCGCAACGUUUUUGGCACACUAUUGCCUCGACUACUGAUGGCUUCAGACGUUAUUUCCGUGGUCACAGCAUUGAUGAGUUAUUGCUCUGUCUCCACCGUGAGUAUCGCAAUUCACAUCGUGAGAUGACUAAACGUGGUUCUCGUGAGUAUGUUAACUAUGGCAAUCAUGUGUUCAAUCGAUUUGGUGCAAGGACUAGUCCCGGCUUUAAACUAUGUGCCUUAAUGACGCUACGCUAUGUUUACAGCAACGUGGGUCAUGACGGCCGCAACCGUAUAGAGACUAUAUCCGGUGAGCCGAAGUACAAUCUAGUGAACAAGAAAGUUGACAUGGAUUUGCGACUGGGUCAUGGCCAUUUACAUAAAAGCAUGCGGAGGAUACUCAACAGUGGCACCAAUCGAUCUCAGGACGGGCGUAUAUGCCGUUAUAUAGGUGAAUUGAUAAAUCGUGAGUAUAUCAACAACGCGGUAAACAUACGUCGUAACUUCGAGACUAUAUCCGUGCCAACAUUACUGCUAUCAUCACUGGACAAUUCAGUAUUCGGCCACGAAGAUGUUGACAUAUUUGACGUCAUAAAGAACCCUAACAUCGUCCAUUACUUGUCUAAUAGUGGUGGAUACUCCACAUUUCUGUCAGGCAUAUAUCCCGUACCGUGGUUCAGCGUACCGGUACUGGAAUUUAUCGAUGAAAUGUUUAACCGUCGUGCUUUGAUGUAAACUCCUUGAAAUAGCUAGCGCAAAACAUCGCAU
Babesia bovis T2Bo is the source of this 2863-nucleotide messenger RNA. RefSeq names its product putative integral membrane protein. The coding region runs from base 29 to 2830 and encodes 933 amino acids. The transcript has 2 exons. The record is from RefSeq and is a predicted model, not a curated record. Gene Ontology annotation, molecular function: monoacylglycerol lipase activity; short-chain carboxylesterase activity. Lineage: Eukaryota; Apicomplexa; Aconoidasida; Piroplasmida; Babesiidae.